Molecule: messenger RNA, 862 nt
Organism: Trichoderma asperellum CBS 433.97
Lineage: Eukaryota; Fungi; Ascomycota; Sordariomycetes; Hypocreales; Hypocreaceae
Source: RefSeq, a predicted model, not a curated record
AGCAUCGCCGCUGGACAAGACAAGCACCGGACGGCCUCUUUUCUUGCAAAUCACCGCGUGGCCUCGUUGUUGGCCUUGAAGCCGAGCGAUUGCCUCGUCGUCUAGGCGCACUGGCUCUGCGCCGGCAUGGGCGGCCCUACAGGGGUCUCGGCCGGUGUUAUCGCUGUGCUGCAGCUCGCGACGACCGUCACACAGUAUCUCAAGGACAUCAAGAGGGGGUCGGCCGAUAGGAUUCGCCUUCGAGACGAGCUCCGGAGCACGGUAUGCCUUGUGGAAAUGCUGCAAGACCGUUUGGAGGAUUCGGAGGCCAUCUUGGACGACUCCAGCACGCUGAAGCCACAGUCCAUCGAUUCGUUGAGCGUCUCGAACGGCCCACUGCAGCUCUUCCAGCAGGUGCUAGAGGAGAUUGUUGCCGAGCUUGCCCCUCAGGAUAAUCUAAGACGGUUGGCACAGCCGUUUACGUGGCCGUUUGAUCAGAAGAAAGUGGCGGAGCUGCUUGCGUGCCUAGAGAGAUUGAAAAGCCAUUUCAACCUUGUUUUGCAGAACAAUAUUGCGUACAUGGCUCAUACUCACUGUAUUGUAGAUUAAUACGUGCUAAUCCUGUAUUAGAGAAUUGGCGAAAUCGGCGAACCUCAAGCUUGAUAGAAUCGCCGAUAACGUAGAAGGCUCAGAAGCAAGAUCUCGAGAUGCAGACACGCAGAAGAUCAUCAAUUGGCUCAGCCCACUGUCUUUUCGCGCCAGGCAUCUCAGUGUUCUGGAGAGCGUGCAGCCUGGGACUGGCACCUGGUUGUUGAAACAUGAGAGAUUCCGUAGCUGGGUGAAUGGCAACACUGGAACUCUCUGGUGUCCAGGCAUACCUGGA